AGCUUCCUGCCAAACGCCGCGCAGCCGCCUGGCUUCGCCGCGGGAGUCCCGGUGCAGGCCUCCGCGCGCGUGCGGGACCCGGGUCUCCGCCGCGCGCGCCGGCCCGGCCCAGUGCCGCCCGACCGCACCAUGCGCGCCGCGCCGCUUGCCGCGCUGCUUCUGCCGCUGCUGCUCCUCGCGCUCCUGGCCGCGCCCGCCGUCCGCGCCAGCAGAGCCGACUCCGUCGCCGCACCGCAGCCGGGACCCGAGAGUCAGCCGCGGCCGCCGCCUGGCCCGGAGCCGGGGAACGCCACCCGGACCGGGUCUGGGGAGGCAGCGGGCGGCGGCGGCAGCUAUAACAGCAGCGGUGACGCCCUGGUGACCCGCAUCUCCAGCCUUCUCCGCGACCUGCCCACCCUGAAGGCGGCUGUGAUCGUGGCGUGCGCCUUCACCGCCCUCCUCAUCGCCUGCCUGCUGCUGCGCGUCUUCAGGUCAGGGAAGAGGCUGAAGAAGACCCGCAAAUAUGACAUCAUCACCACUCCGGCGGAGCGAGUAGAAAUGGCCCCACUGAACGAAGAGGAUGACGAGGACGAGGACUCCACAGUAUUUGACAUCAAAUACAGGUAAAACCUGUUCUCCAGUAGGUUGGCAUCCUGUGGAAGGUUGGUCAGCCAAAGCCCGGGGCGUGAAGAAUCUGGAAGCUGUCCCAUCUGAGGUGUUGAAACCAAAAGAAACAUUAUUUAUGAAACUCUGGCACAGUUGUGUGUGUGUGGAAUGUCAACUCUGAACGUCACUGCAGGAGACACCACCCUCCGGAUGCCCCUUUAAAAUGUCACCCGUUGUUCCCUCCUCAGCGGGGCUUUUGCCUUGCUAAGGGGCAAGGCACAGAAACAUGCUGGUUUUAAAAAUAAUCAUUUUAAAGCGAUCGCCAACAAAAGCAAAAGAGAUCAGAAGUUAUCAAGAACCUAAAAAAAGCCUAAAGGAUAUCUAUCUCUAUAGCAGGGUUUCUGACUGUCUGCUGCCCUGGAUCUGUGACCUCCUAGGUAUCUGCCCCUUCACGGUCUUUCCUGGGCUUGGUGAAGUUCUGGCCUUACGCUGGUGAUGGCUGCGUGAAAGUUCAAAGUGAAAGGUCUCAGAGCUGCCCCAGCUCCCAGCAGAUGCAAACACGUCCUUCUGGCUCCUUUUCCUUCCUUUUUCAAAGGGUUCAGCAGAAUUAGGCAUGCCUAGCUCACAAAGAAUUCUGAGUAUCAGGGAAAAACCUCUACCUGUGUAUGUGUGUGCAUGUGUGGGUAUUGUGUGUAUGUGUGUGUAUGUACAGGUGAAAUAAUUUUUCUCUCUCUGAAGAGAAAAGAAAGCGCUUUGGCAACCUUCAGUUAGUAAUAUCCCUUGUGUGUAUGUCUGCCCUAUCAUGAGUCUAUGUUGUUGGUCUCAGAAAUGGAAUUUUUUUAAAAAAAAUCACUGUGGUAAUUUAAACGAGUGAUGGUCUGGUUGGCUGAAAAAAGCCCACUGCCAGGGAUGCUGUUUGCAGUUGGUCUGGGUUGGGUUGGCCUAAGAACCCACUUGGACCCAGGAAGGCCCGGGAAGGCCCCUUCUGUGGGGGGGCGGGCAGGGCUUCAGGUAGUGGCUUAUCUCAGAGCUCAAGUGCCUGACCUUUUUUUGGCUUCUGGGAGCAGGGCCUUGGCUGACUUCUCAGGAUGGUGAGGCCUCUUGGUUCACUGUUUCCCCAGGGGUAUUCGCUGCAAUGAAUGUGCUUCUGCUAAUGUCUCCUAGCAGUGCCUUUGGGGCCUGGGGACUUUGUUCCUUCUGGAAGGUGUUUUGUAGCCUUAAGUUUCUUUUCUUUUCUGGUGUGGUGCAGGUCUGCGUAUCUCCCGGUUGGUUGUCUGUUCCACUGCUUGGGAUGAAAACUCUGGCCUUUCUCCCACUCGUCCCUAUUUUCAGUUUCCUGAGACAGGGCUGCUAGUACUUUGGGGUCCCCUGGUUCCUGAAGCUGGCUGGGCAUGCAUGCUCUAUGGCCCUGGCAGUUUAGGCUGGCACUUCGGCCUCUGCGGGAAAGAGGGGAUGCUUGGGGGCGAUCAUGAAAAGAGUGGCCUGCUGCCCUUCAGCUCCUGUGAUUUCACUCUUAUGUUGACUUUCUCCUUUUCUCCACCUUGUUUGCCAGAGGGGUGGGACUGCUCUAUCUCCUCCCUCCACCAUGUCCUCGUGGGCCAGGGUGGUGACUAAACAGGAUGGGCCACCUAGCAGCUGUGCGCCCUUGGAACCUUUGAACUGGAACUGCGGCUCACACUUGCCUUUCCGACAACUGCGGCCAAACCAUCAGUGGAAAAGCUGGAUUCUACUGCCUUAUGCGUAAGCGCUGGCUUCUAUCUGCCAUGUGCUCACCACCUGGCCUGGUAGAGGCAGCCUCUGAGAUGACCUUCCAGAUGGCAGAGCUUCAGCACUACAGACUCUUCAAUAAAGCACCCUUCUGGCAUGAA
This is a messenger RNA of Phacochoerus africanus (Common warthog), 2453 nucleotides long. RefSeq names its product family with sequence similarity 174 member B (gene FAM174B). Lineage: Eukaryota; Metazoa; Chordata; Mammalia; Artiodactyla; Suidae. The record is from RefSeq and is a predicted model, not a curated record. Bases 130 to 606 code for a protein of 158 amino acids. The transcript has 3 exons.